AUGACCUUUUCUGACUCUGCUACAGCUGCUCCGGUCAUUCUCCCUGCUUUUCGUCCGCUCAUUCCUGAACUUGUCCUCCGUCUUCGUGCUGCUCAUGCUGCCAAUCCCCUCCCGCUCGCCGCCUUUGAACGGGCAGCUCUCGGCCUGGCUCAUGCUCUUCUCCUCGCCCCUCAUACGCUCGAGCUCGCACUUCCCUUCUUUGCCACUUCGCCGCCACUGCUUCGUCGCCUCGAGUCGCUCCUUCCCAUCGAUCCGGCUGCAGACGAUGGUGGUGAUGCCUCCGAGGCGAGCAGUGAGCCUGCUCCUCCUGCCCUUGAGCUGGCGCAGGACGACAUCGAUGGGCUGGAUGCUGCCCUUCGCGCCGCCUUUCUACUUCUCUGCGUUGCGCCUGCAGCCUUCAAGCCGCUCCUCGCCUCGGCGCUCCCGCUCCGGCUCGUGGCCCACCUCCCGGCCCUCCCGCCAGUUCUCGCCCGCUUUGGCCUCGCCCUCGCCACCCUCGUCCUCGACCUGCCGGCCAAGCAGCGGCAGGCCAUCGAGGCCCGGCUCGCCCCGCUCUUGCCCGCUGAGGAGGAGAGCGUGCCGUACGCGUGGCUGACUGCCCUCCGCGCGGCUCACGGCGCGGCUCUCGCGGCGGCGCCGCUUGCGCCGCCCAGCCAUCCCGCCGCCUGCCGCUGGCCAGUCACAGCCGCUGCCCUCUCGCACGAGCACAUGGUCGAUGUCUGCGGUGUCCUCCUCGCCCGCGCCACUCGCGCCUCGGCAGCGCCUGCCGUCGACGCCGCCACCGCGAGCGAGCCGUUUGUCCUCACCGCCUCGGCCGAGCGCAACUUGACUUCGCUCGCCUCGGCUGUAUCGCUUGCCAUGCCGACCCUUGUGCGCGGCCCACCCGGAUGCGGCAAGUCGGCCCUCAUCACACACCUCGGCGCCACCCUCGGCGUGCCCACCACCGUCAAGCUGCACCUCUCCGACCAGACGGACGCCAAGUCGCUGCUCGGCGGCUACGUCUGCGGCGAGGCGCCUGGUGAGUUUGUCUGGCAACCCGGUACCCUCACUCGCUGCCUCCUCGACGGCAACUGGCUAGUCAUCGAGGACCUUGACGCCGCGCCGCCCGAGCUCCUCUCCACUCUCAUCCCGGUCCUAGAGUCGCGGUCGGUCCUCAUCCCAGGCCGCGGCCUCCGCAUCGCCGCCGCGCCCUCCUUCCGCCUCUUUGCCACCCUCACCGACCGCUACGCGCUCGCCAGCUCCUCCGCCGCCGCCCGCGCAGCCUCCACCCCGCUCGCUCACCUCUGGCACACCGUCAAGCUCGCCCCGCUCGCCGAGGACGAGCUCGUUGCCGUUGUUGCAGCGCGCUUCCCGCGCCUCGCCUGCCUCGCGUCCCGCCUCGUUGGCGUCUACGUCUCGAUCGCCCACCUUCCGCCUUCGGCUCCCAUCUCGACCACCCUGCGGCUCUCGAUCGAGCUCACGCCGCGCGACCUGCUCCGCUUUGUCGCGCGCCUCCCGCUGCUCGGCCUCGGCUCCGACUCCGCCCUCGAGCACGCCCUGGCCGGGACCCAGGCGACCGCUGAGGUCGUGCUCCAGGCCGCGCUCUCGGCCUUUUGCGCAAAGCUCCCCAAACGUGAGCUGCAGGACGAGCUCGCUCGCUACAUCGCCAACACCUGCCUCAACCUUCCGGCCGCACGCGCAGAGUACUACAUGUACGACCACACGCCCGAGCUUUCGUCCACGGCCUCGUCGCUCACCAUCGGCCCGCUCACCCUGCCCACAGAGGCCCCGCCGGCCCAGGCCCCGCACUUUGCCCUCACCUCGACCUUCCUCCGCCUCGCCCUCCAGAUGGGCAUCGCCGUCUCGCUCGCCGAACCGCUCCUCCUCAUUGGCGAGACCGGAUCCGGAAAGACCACCGCUCUGCAGUUCCUCGCCUCGGCCCUCGGCGUCGCUCUCCGCGUCCAGAACCUCAACCAGCAGACCGAUGUCACCGAGCUCCUUGGCGGCUUCAAGCCCGUCAACAUGCGCCUCCUCCUCGCCCCGCUCCUCGACGAGUUUGAUCAGCUCUUCGGCGCCACCUUUUCGAGGUCGGCAAACGCAAAGUUUCUCAAGAAGCUCCACGGCGCCUUUGCCCGCUCCCGCUGGUCCGUCCUCCUCCGCGGCAUGACCUCGGCGCUCUCCAUGCUCGAGUCCCGCGAUAACUUGCGGCCCAACCUCCGCACCCGCUGGUCCGCCCUCGCCGCCUCGCUCGACGCCCUCGCCAAACAAAAGGACGCCCUCACCUCCUCCUUUGCCUUUGCCUUUGUCGAGGGCGAUCUUGUCCGCGCCCUCCGCGCCGGUGACUGGGUCCUUCUCGACGAGAUCAACCUCGCCUCGCCCGCUGCGCUCGAGUGCCUCACAGGCCUCCUCGAGCCCGCAGGCUCGGCCUAUCUCUUCCUCACCGAGCGCGGCGACGUCCAGGCUCUCCGCCCGCACCCCAACUUCCGCCUCUUUGCUGCCAUGAACCCGGCCACGGACGUCGGCAAGCAGGAUCUGCCGCCGGGCAUUCGCUCGCGCUUCUCGCAGUUCUACGUCCCCGAGCUCACAUCCGCCACAGACCUCGGCCUCGUCGUCCGCGCCUACCUCCACGGCGUCUUCCCCUCGCCGCCCGUCCAGCCCGUCGUCGCCUUUUACUCGGCCGCCCGCGCCGCCGCCACGUCCUCGCUCACCGACGGCGCCGGCCUUCGCCCGGUCUACUCGCUCCGCACCCUCACUCGCGCCCUCUCCUUUACCGCUCAGCUCGGCCCGGCCUACGGUCUCGAGCGUGCUCUCUACGAGGGCUUCUCCAUGGCGUUUAUGACCCAGCUCUCGGCGGCGGCCCAAGACGAGCUCGGCUCUAUCAUGACCGACACCCUCCUCGCCUCGCGCAAGUUGCACCAGCUCACAAAGCCUCCUGCCCAUCCGGGCGACGGUCACGUUCUCUUUGAGCACUUUUGGCUCUCCACAGGCCCCAACAAGCCGGUCGUUAAUCCCAAGUUUAUUCUCACUCGUACCGUCCGCAUGCAUCUCAAGAACCUCGCCCGUGGCAUCCUCGCCGGCAAGUACCCCAUCCUCCUGCAAGGCCCCACGUCGGCCGGAAAGACGUCCAUGGUUGAGUACCUCGCCGCCGCCACAGGCCACGACUUUGUCCGCAUCAACAACCACGAGCACACCGACUUGCAAGAGUACAUCGGCUCCUACGUUGCCGGCCCCUCCGGAUCGCUCGUCUUCCAGGAGGGCCUCCUCGUCCAGGCUGUUCGCUCCGGCUCCUGGCUUGUUCUCGACGAGCUCAACCUCGCCCCGUCAGAGGUCCUCGAGGCCCUCAACCGCCUCCUUGAUGACAAUCGCGAGCUCUUCAUUCCCGAGACCGGUGCCCGGAUCACCCCGCAUCCGGCCUUCCGCCUCUUUGCCACCCAGAACCCGCCGGGUCUCUACGGCGGCCGCAAGGUCCUCUCAAAGGCCUUUGCCAACCGCUUCCUCCAGCUCCACGUCGAGGACAUUCCCGCCGACGAGCUCGCCGUCAUCAUUGAGAAGCGCUGCGCCAUGCCCAAGUCGUACGCCACCAAGAUGGUCGCUGUCAUGACCCAGCUCCAGCGCGUCCGCUCAAACGACGCCGUCUUUGCGGGCAAGCACGGCUUCAUCACCCCGCGCGACCUCUUCCGCUGGGCCGAGCGCUCGCCGUCUGGCUACGACCAGCUCGCACUCGCCGGCUACAUGCUCCUCGCAGAGCGCCUUCGCUCGGAUGCCGAGAAGGCCCACGUCGCUACCGCUCUCGCCCAGCACCUCAAGGCCGUUGUGAGCCUCCGGGACUCGAGCCACGCCGACGAUCUUGUCCUCACCCCAGGCCUCACGCGCAUGCUUGCGCUUGUUGCCGCAGCCAUCGCCGCCGGCGAGUCGGUCCUUCUCGUAGGCGCCACAGGCGCCGGCAAGACCACCGUCUGCCAGCUCCUCGCCCGCCUCCGCGGCCAGCGCCUUGUCAUCCUCAACGUCCACCAGCAUACAGAGACUUCUGACUUUUUGGGCUCGCUCCGCCCGCUCCGCAACCGCUCUGCCCUCGCCGCAGAGUUGGGCGAGAAGCUCGCCGCCGCAUCCGCGCUCGCCCCGGCCAUCGCCGCCCUCGGCGACGACGUUGAUCUCGACUCGCUCAUCGCCGCCUACCGCGACCUCCCGCAGGCAGCGCGUGCAGAAGACCCCGAGCUCGCCGGCCUCGACGAGCUUGUCGACGCCCACGGCACCCUCUUUGCAUGGUACGACGGCCCGCUCCCGGCCGCCAUGAAGGCCGGCGACAUGUUCCUUAUCGACGAGAUCUCGCUUGCCGAGGACGCCGUCCUCGAGCGCCUCAACUCAGUUCUCGAGCCGUCAAAGACGCUUGUCCUCGCCGAAAAGGGCGGCGACGCGCCGGAGACGCUCCGUGGCGCCCCGGGCUUUGCCAAGGAGCUCUCGCCCGCCCUCCGCAACCGCUUCACAGAGAUCUGGGUCCCGCCGCUGACGGCAGCCUGCGAUCUCGCUGCCAUCCUCGACGCUCACAUUGCGCCGGCCAUCCGCGACGCCUUCCCGGGCCUCGUCAUCUACAUGCUCUACCUCAUUCGCUUCCUCAAGGCGCCGCACGAGAUUGCCCCGCCCUCGCCCUCACACCGCGACCUCGCCCACGCCGCAACAGCGCUCCGCAACGCCCUCGCCUCGGACACCACCCGUCCCGCCCUUCUCAACUGGUCGCUCGACGAGGACGCGGCCGCACUCGGCACCUCUGGCGCUGCCUCGCUCGUCAUCUCCAUCCGUGACAUGCUUGCCUGGGCCGCCUUUAUCAACAUCACCGCCGAAGAGCUUGGCAUCGAGCUCGCUGCCCUCCACGGCGCCGCCAUCGUCUUUCUCGAUGGCCUCGCCUCGCCGGCAGGCGCAGACGUUGCCGCCGAUGCCUACUCGUUCCUCGCUGCUCUCCUCGACUUUGACUUGCCGUCGGCCGACCAGCGGAGCGCUGCAAACCCGCUCAACUCGAGCCUGGCCUUCCAGAUUGACGCCGAUGCUGGGCGCGUCGGCAUCCCGCCGUUUAUGAUCCCGGCCUCGCCGGACGCUGUCCGCGCCGCACUCGCUGCCGGCUCUGCAGGCACCGUCGACUUUGCCUUUGACGCCCCGACGCCCUCUGCCAACGCCCUUCGUGUCCUCCGUGCUCUCCAGCUCCCGGGCAAGCCUAUCCUGCUUGAGGGCUCGCCGGGCGUAGGCAAGACCUCGCUCGUCGUCGCCCUUGCCCGCGCCGCUGGCAAGCGCGUCGUCCGCAUCAACCUCUCGGAGCAGACCGACAUCAUGGACCUGUUUGGUUCGGACCUGCCGGUCGAGGGCGGAGCACCCGGCCAGUUUGCCUGGCGCGAUGGCGUCUUCCUUCAGGCGCUCCGCGCAGGCGACUGGGUCCUCCUUGACGAGCUCAAUCUUGCGUCUCAGUCGGUCCUCGAGGGUCUCAACGCCUGCCUCGAUCAUCGCGCUGAGGUCUUUAUCCCUGAGCUUGGCCGAACUUUCCCGGCCUCGCCGCACUUUCGUCUCUUUGCAUGCCAGAACCCGCUCGAGCAGGGCGGUGGGCGCAAGGGCCUGCCCAAGUCGUUCCUCAACCGAUUCACCCAGGUCUACCUCUCCGAGCUCACUCGCGUCGACCUCCUCGCCAUUCUCCGCGCCAAGUUCCCCACUCUUGCUCCGGCUGCCCUCUCGGCCAUGGUCGACUUUAACGCCGCUGCCACCGCCGCCAUCACCCGUGAUCGCGCCUUUGCCCGCGCCGGGGCGCCGUGGGAGUUCAACCUCCGUGACACAGCCCGUUGGUGCGAGCUCGUUGUUGCCCAUCCAGACGUCCACUGGGCCACAUGGAUCUCGCUCAUGUACCUCGUCCGCAUGCGGACACCGGCCGACGUCAACGCCAUGGUCGCUCUCUUUGAGCGGGUCACCGGCGAGCAGCUGCCACCUGCCGUCCGCCUCGACGCCCUUCCGGCGCUUGCCGUCGCGCCCGAUGCUGUCCGCGUCGGCCUGGCCUCGGUCCCGCGCCUGCCGGGCGCACAAAAGGCGCUGCUUCUCGGCGCUCAGCCGGCACUCCCGCUCGAGGCCCAGCGCAAGCCGCUUGAGGCUCUGCUUAAGACUCUCGAAAUGCGCUGGAUGGCUAUUCUCGUCGGCCCGCCCGCGUCCGGCAAGACCUCGCUCGUCCGCGCUGCCGCAGGUCUCACUGGCCAUGCCCUCGUUGAGCUGGCCAUGAACCACUCUAUCGAUGCCAUGGAGCUGCUCGGCGGCUUUGAGCAGAUGGACCUUGUUCGCCAUGCUCAGGAGCUCAAGGGCAUGCUCGGCCCGCUCGUCCGCACCGUCCUUGCCUCGGGCCUGGUGGUCGCCUCGUCGCCCGGCGCCGCUCCCGGUGUUGCCGCCGCUGCCACUGCCCUCGGACACGCCUGGCAUGCAUUUCCGAACGACGCCUCGGCCGACGCCGCGCUCUCGGCACUCGACACCAUUGUCGAGCUUGUGGCCAAGCUCAAUGACGCCGUCGGGUGCGAGCCCGGCGUGGUCGAUGGUCUGGAGACCGUUUCUGCCAAGCUUGCGCGCCUGCCGCGCGGCGUUGACUCGACCGUCGGCCGCUUCGAGUGGCUCGAUGGCGCCCUCAUCUCGGCUCUCGAGUCCGGCGCCUGGGUUCUCCUGGACAACGCCAACCUCGCGUCGGCUGCUGUUCUCGACCGCCUCAACCCACUGCUCGAGCCCAAUGGCGUGCUCACUGUCACCGAGCGCGGCAUGGUCGACGGCGAGGUCAAGGUCAUCGUUCCGCACCCCGAGUUCCGCCUCAUCCUUGCCCUUGAUCCGCAGUUUGGCGAGGUCUCACGCGCCAUGCGCAACCGUGGCGUGGAGAUUGUGCUCCCGGUCCCAAGCUCGGAGCGCGACUUGCUCGCCCUCACUGCCGCUGCUGGUGUGCCCGGUAAGGUCCUUCCGCUCGCACUCACCGCAGCACACACCUCGGUGCCCGGCGCGUCGCUGACCCAGCUCCGCGACGCCUCGGCGCUCGUCGUCAACGCGCUGGAGCGCGAGGCCGUUCCGGUUGCCCCCAUUCUCAGCAGCGUCGUCUCCGAGGUCUACGGUCCCGAUGCGGUCGUCCCGUCCACUGCCGCCCUAGUCCACGCCGCUGGCGGCACGCUCACCGCAGCUGGCCUCUGGCCGCGGUUGACUACCCUCGGCGCGCUCGCACGCUCGCCGGCUACCGCCCGUGCCACCGACGUCACCGAGGUCUCGCGCUGGCUCCUCGAGGCCGCCGCCGCAAGCGCCUUUGGCAUCGUUUGGGACGAAGCAUUUGCCUCGCUCGAGCACUCGGCGCGUGCCGCAGGCCUCGACGCCAUCCUUGUCCGUCAUCUCAGUCCCGCGGACUGGUGCCUCUUGCCAGCCUGCUACGCUUCGGGCGAGCGGGCGACCGAUGAGGCGCCGCGGCCUCUGGCCUCCGGCGCCGAGCAGGCGCUGGCCGCUGCGGCGGCGGCGUCUGGCGACGAGCACUAUGUCCUGUUUAUUGCGCUAGUUCUUGCGCUCGAGGCUGUUGAUGCCGACGAGCUCGAUGCAGUGGUCCGCGGGCUGGCUGGCGCGGUGCGAUCGCUGCGGCGUGUCGCCGAUGCUGUGCAGACCGCCGUCGGAACUACCGACUGCAGUGCCCGCGUCGCCGAGUCCAUGACAAAGCUCACUCGCGCUCUGGGCCUUGCCGAGUAUGUGGUGACGACGUAUGUUGAGUUGCCGUUCCGCUCCCGUCUCCGCGAUCUGUGGGCUGGAUCGGUGGCCGGCGCGUCUGCAGCCGACGUCGCCGCCGUUGCCACUCUCGGCGGCAACGUUAGCAUCCUCGCUCGCAUGCUUUACCAAGGCUACUGUUGGACCGAGCACAUGGCUGAGGCAGGGGAGCUCGAGGCGUCGUCGAUGUCGCUGCUCCAGCUCUCGGCCGGUGUCGCAUCGGGCGAUGUCGAUGGCGCCCACGUGUGGGGCCUUUACACUUGGUGGCUCGCGCCGCUUCUCUGCCACGCCGAGGACGACCUGAUUACUCUGCUGAGCUCGGGCGCCGUGGCGGCCGAGUCGUACGAAGGCGUGGAGCGUAUCGCGGUUUCACUCCAUCAGAUCUUCGGCCUGUUGGCCCAGGUGCGGUCUCCGGCUGACUGGGACUUUGCCACCCGCCAAGCCUUUCUCCUGCGCUGGCGCUGGCUCUCGGCGCUCAUGCGGAGCGAAGCCAUGGUUGCGGCUUGGUCGGCGGCGACCCGCGACGCGAUGGACGCGCUUGAUCGCGUUGCCCGCGGCGAGGGCAUCAUCUCGGACGACGUGCUCUACUUUGAGGGCUUCCGCCGCCUGGGUCUCGUCUCGGAGCGCGCGCGCGCGCUGCAUGCCACUGUUUCCAGCGCGGAGGGCAUCAUCGACGGCCCGCGAUUCGAGAUUCUGGUGGACGGCCUUGCGGCUGCGUUUUGGGCCGAUGCGCGGAUCGGACCCGAGGCCAGCGACGACACCACCCGCGACGCGCUGAUGGACGCGCUGGAGGCUUCGAUCUCCGGUGUGGUGAGUUCGAUGGCCAAGGGCGCGGCCUCGCAGGAGCUGCUGGCUCAAAACAACGAGUCGGUGGGUGGCGGCGACGACUCUGUUGUCGGCGCACUCAAGGCGCUCGCGCAGGCGUCGGCCAAGAUGCGGCUGCUAUCGUGA
Molecule: messenger RNA, 8667 nt
Organism: Thecamonas trahens ATCC 50062
Lineage: Eukaryota; Apusomonadida; Apusomonadidae
Exons: 4
Coding region: 1-8667 (2888 amino acids)
Biological process (GO): ribosomal large subunit assembly; rRNA processing
Cellular component (GO): preribosome, large subunit precursor
Molecular function (GO): ATP binding; ATP hydrolysis activity
Source: RefSeq, a predicted model, not a curated record